CACUAAAAACACUUCGAAGGGCUCCCCGUAAUGUAUAAUGAAAGCACUGUCUCUUUAAAUCCCAGCAAAAACAAUCCCAUGUCCGCACCACACCUCUCACUCAGAUGCUGCGACUACACGUGACAGAACCACAUGCGACCUGUCAUUUUGGACCGCCUUCCUACGCCCAUUGGUUAAUGCAAAACCAACGAGCGUUUUCAUAGGUCGAGAAACACGUCUGUCCGAUAGAGCCAACCCUACUGUUUCUGUCAUUUCAUGGAAUGACGUCAAUGGUUUCUAAGGGAGUAGCGUGUACAAAAAAGGUGAAUUUGAAAUUGACGUUACUUAGAAGGGUUUGAACUGUAGAAAGUAAUGUUUUCCCCCGUACGCCCGUUUGAAAAAAAUGUAUUAUACUGACCUGACCCAAGUAAUGUGGCAGAAUGGUGACGUACUGCGACUGUUAUACUAUGGGUGGAGUGAGGUACACAUAUUUAAUCGCUUAUCGGUGCGCACACACUCACACACACCUUCCCCAGCGUGUGACUGACCUCAUAUGACUGCGUCGAGCGCUCUUUGCUACAGUAUUCAUAGUUUGGGAUGGAAUUAUUGGCUUAACUCAGGAAGUGAAUGAAAGUCAGAGUUGUGAAGUUGAAGUCUGUGGUCACACCGCGCGAGAGUGGGAGUUUCCGCAGGAGCUCAAGCGGAAGGACGUUUCAAAGUUCCAGCUAAAGUUCGUGCUUGCGCUAGGUUUGUUUUUGCCGCUGCGUGGACGCGGGGUGGGAGGCCCGCUCGAACCCGGCUGCAGUCCGUGUGACGAGAGGGCGGAGCCGGCCGGUGACUAGAGGACGGAUCUCAGCGUGUCCCUUCUCUAAAAAUAGAAGUAGCGCGCGCAUCACACGUUGUCCACAGGAGUCAACGAUACACAGCUACAGCGAGGGACGGGGGGACAGGAAGGUGCAGCGACGACGUGUAGCGGAUCGCUGGUUGUCCUGUGUUCCCGGUGACAAGAGCAGCGAAGCGGUUCCCCUCUGAGCUCACAGCGAUGCGACCAAGCGCCUCCUCUUCUUUACCAUCCUUCGCUCUGACCGAUAAUCAUUAAGCGCCGCGAUCCUCGCGAAGCUGACGGCGCGCGCACGCACGCACGCACGCACGCGUCGUCGUCGUCGUCGUCUGCCGUCCGAAGUGUCACAAGGGGGAGACAAGGGCGCGAGGACGCCUCGCCACCUCACAGCCCAGAAUUAGCAAGAAGGAGGAAGUCCAGCACAAGUUGGAGCCUUUGAAGACCAAGGAACCGUGAGAAGUGCCGGACGGUGUUUUUACAGAAAAAAAAGGACAGUUCUACUCUGACCGCUGGAUCUGGAGAAGUGCGGAGUGUGAACAAUGUGCUAGAGGAAGUAACACAAGGCAAGCUUCGGUGUUUUUCUGAUUCUUCUGGGAGGUCUGAGAGACCGCAGGACCGCAAAGAUGGGACGCAAGAAGAUCCAGAUCACCAGGAUUAUGGAUGAGCGGAACAGGCAGGUGACAUUUACGAAGAGGAAGUUUGGCUUAAUGAAGAAGGCCUACGAGUUGAGUGUGCUGUGUGACUGUGAGAUAGCGCUCAUCAUUUUCAACAGCUCCAACAAACUCUUUCAGUAUGCAAGCACUGAUAUGGACAAAGUCCUGCUGAAAUACACAGAGUACAACGAGCCCCACGAGAGCAGAACCAAUUCGGACAUUGUGGAGAAAUUAAGAAACAAGGGCCACAGUGACUGUGCCAGCCCAGAUCCCGACGACUAUUUUGGGCACAGCCCCAUCGUGGACGAUCGUUUCGGCAAACUAGGCGACGAGAGUGAUGCGCUAAACAAGAAGGAACACAGAGGCUGUGAUAGCCCGGACCCCGAUGCCUCGUAUGUCCUCACCCCUCACACAGAAGAAAAGUAUAAAAAAAUUAAUGAGGAGUUUGAUAAUAUGAUGCGAAAUCAUAAAAUCCCCGCCGCUCUGCCCCAGCAGAACUUCUCUAUGCACGUGGCAGUGCCCGUCACCAACCCUGGGGGGCUCCCCUACAGCCCUGCGUCAGCCCCGCUCACCGAUGGUGGGAUGCUGUCUCCUCCCCCAGGAUCCAUGCACCGCAGCGUGGGGUCCCCCGGAGCCCCUCAGCGGCCCCCGAGCACGGACGGCGCAGACCCUGACAGUGUGAUAUGUAGCAGAACAGUUUCAGCAGACCUGCUGGACCUUGUGGGGUGUUCCCUCACAGACAUCCCUGGAGCAAGGCCAGGGAAUGGCUUUGUCAACCCGCGAGGCUCCCCUGGAAUCCUGGGUAACCCCAGCGGCAACGGCUUGGGGAAGAACAUGGCGGCCAAAUCUCCACCACCUCCCGGGGGGAACCAGGGAAUGGGCGGCCGCAAGCCGGACCUGCGGGUGGUCAUCCCGCCAUCCAGCAAGGGCAUGAUGCCCCCACUGUCAGAGGAGGAAGAAAUGGAUCUGGUGCUUCCACCACUUCGGCGUACUACUCUGUGCUCCUGUUUACAGAACACCCAGAGGAUCAGCAGCUCCCAGUCGAACCAGCCCCUCGCUACUCCUGUGGUUUCAGUGACCACCCCCAGCCUAGCGCCCCAGGGCCUGGUCUACUCUGCAAUGCCCACAGCCUACAACACCGAGUACUCUCUGAGUGGCGCCGAGCUCUCCUCCAUGCAGGGCUUUAGCUCACCCGGGGGCCUCUCUCUGGGCUCUGUGUCCACGUGGCAGCAGCACCAGUUGGGCCAGGCUGCGCUCAGCUCGUUGGUGGGUGGCACUCACCUGACUCAGGCUUCCGGCCUCUCGGUCAACACCAACCAGAGCAUCAGCAUCAAGUCGGAACCCAUCUCGCCUCCGCGAGACCGCGUGGCGCCAGGGGGCUUCUCGCAGCAGGCCCCCGCCCCCUCCCGCCAAGACAUGGGCCGCUCGCCCGUCGACAGCCUGAGCUCGUCCUGCAGCUCUUACGACGGCAGCGACCGCGAGGACCCUCGCGCCGAGUUCCACUCCCCACUGGGGCUGGGCAGACCUCCAGCUGGGGGCGAGGGACGGGAGAGCCCCUCUGUUAAGCGCAUGCGCAUGGACACCUGGGUGACAUAGAGCGGAACGCGGCACACCCCGGUCCCAAGGCUGACCUGUUUCUGAAGGGGUCAGGGUGGAGCUGGGCCAAAGGGCCAGCUCUACUUUUUAUCAUACAGUUGUUUUAUUAUUAUUAUGAUUAUGAUUAUUAUUAUUAUUAUUAUUUAACUUUAUUUCAUUUCAUAGAACAAUGUAGAACAAUGGCAGAGGAAAUGAAAUAUUUCAGGACAUAUCAAAAUGUCAGGUUUCAGAAGAAAGACGGAAAUGUUAUACUGAAUAAUUAAAAUAAGGUAGUCAAUCAAAAUGUAUCAGGUACUUGAUGCAAAUUUGUUUCCGCAGCGUGACGAUUCACGACAGAUGGAUAGAAGCAGGUCAGACAGCUGUACUCACUCGUUCAGUCUGGCACUCGAACUCUGUUUUCUGUUGCGUCUCUGAGUUUGGAACAGUUAGAGAAAGCGAACGCUGACUCCGCGGUGCACACCCCCCCCCCCCCGCUGGCCAUUUCUACUAUGGAGCACAUGUUCAGAGUCUAGUGACCUCACAUGUUGUACCGUUUUUUAACGUAUUGUUUUUACUUAUUACGUGUUGAAAAUCAGCCAUUUUAGAACAUGUGUUUCAUAGAUGUACUGGAAGACAGAAGCCAUCGCUCAGGUCAGCGUGAAAGUGCAGGUGGAACUGACCACUUUGGGGACAGGCCUGAAGGUACACUUUUACUGACCCUGAAAGAGCAGAGCAAAAAUUGAAGGUUGUGCCCGGUGUCGUCAGCAGAAUAAAUUCAACUCAUGGAAUCUACACAAAAAUAAAGCAUUACAAAAAAUAAAAAUAAAAAAAAAUAAUAAUAUAUUAACUUAUAUUUGAAAAUAUGACUGAAAGUGAAUUAUUUGUACUAAAGCACCCUUGGUAAAAAGUGGAGGCAUUUUAUAAACUUGUAGAUUUUACCCCAUGUGUUUUAUUAAAUAAAAUCAUAUGUGGUCGUAACAUUAAAUAUGCAGAAGCAGAACAAUGAUGACCAGUAGGAUUAUUUAUGUAAGCCAAAGUUGAAUGUUAAUUAUUUUUGACUUGGGAUUUAAGUUUUUAACGAAGUUCUGCCUAAAAUGAGUUUUAUUUGAGGUUGUUUAUCAUCAAUUUGUUUUAUUACACACAACAAAACGACAUGUACGAAAGACCUCGAAAAAAGCCAUGAAUAGUUGCUGUUCUGUUUAUAAAUUCAAAUUUGAGCCAAACUUUUUGUUUUGUAUAUAGCAACUUUUAAUAUAUAUAUAUAUAUAUAUAUAUAUCUCAAUCACCUUUGGUGUAAGUACUUCUGUAUUGUACCUUCACCAGAUUUAAGAAAAGAAAGUAUAUUUUUGUGGGUUACCGCCAAGUUUACAUGGCGAAGUCCUUCAGUAGAACAUUCACUGGUUAAUAGUUACUAUUUUGUUUAAAUGCUGUACUUUCUUCAAAGCCGAAUUAAUAUCGUAAAUAACCCUUUCGAGGGUAGUUUAAAAGUCGUGCCCCCUUUAAUGGUAGUGAAUUGAAUAUUUGUCAGUAAGCAGUUGAAAAAAGCGCGCUGUACGAGGUCGAGGAAGCUCCGCUGUGUCGCUGUGGACAAGGAGGACAAAUGUAGUCGUUCGAGGACGCCGUUGACGCCGUUGACGUUGUCGUUGACGCCGGCGUCCUGCGGUUUAAAAACUGGCCCGGAGAUGCCCCAUUGGAAGAAUUUACAUCGGCGGUUGAGCCGUUGCCACCCCUGCGCUUGAACGAGAAACGUCCGAAACGUCCGUCAUUGCAGAAGGUUCGGUGCCGCACGCGACGCAAAAGGCCGACCGUUCCCGUUAAUACGCCGUUACUUGUGCAGUAAUGCUGUUGGACGAGAUGGUCGAAACCGAGCAUGGCGCGAAAGCUGCUUCGUCGUAGCGCCACGCAGUGCGGGAGCACCCUCGCGAAGUCCGAGGGGUAUCGCGCCCCGUCACCCGUCGGAAACAUUUGAGCCGGGGGCGCUCCGCGGUCUAACUGCUGCGGCGUCCGCCUCUCCGACUCUCGAGCGGGGAAAGGCCGCUCGCUCGGUGUGCUUUCCCCGCCCGCGUGCCGCACUGUCCGCGUGAGGUUUGCGUCAAGGGCGCGCUUCCUUUGCGCUCGCCAUGCGUUUGCUCGCGCGUCCCUCGUGCCGCGGCAAUCUAUGCAGCCUCCGUCCCCAUCCCCCGAGGCUGGAGGACGCUCGGGCCUCUGCUCUCUCUAUCAGACACACACCUUAGCGUUUAAGAGGGCGCGUCCACAUGGCACUCCUUUUCGAACGUGACUGUUAAUGCCUUGCCCUUAACUCGUUUUUCUGGCUGCGACAGCGCAGGGCUGAUCUGGGUAAAACAACAAGUAAAUUGCAUUGCGCACUAAAGUAACACUAAUCCCUGCCUUAGUGUGGCUCGCCUGAUGGCUGCGCUUGAUGCGCCGUCGGUACUUGUGUUGUGCAUGUGUCAAUCGAGCAUAAUUCCCCGUUUUUUGCGGUAAACAUUUUCCGGCAGCUCAGUUCACAGUUACACUCUCGGCCCUACAGAAGUGUAUCAGGAGCCGCAUCUUUAUUAACCGGAGCCGGAAACUUCUGCGUCACUUGGAUUCCAUCUGUGCAUAGUAAUAAAUGAUUUUUUUUUUUUUAAUUUUUUUUUUUUUGCACUUAAUCCCCAUUUAAUUAUACAAGGAAUCGCCCGGAUAAUUGUUUUAAAUAUACACAAUAUUUAGAAUGAACACCAGUCUUUAUGCAGUUAGAAUCCAGCAAUAACAGAUUUUACGGCUGUCGGAAAUUCAUUGAUGCAACAGCGGCAAAGCAGGUAAAUAAGAGCCUUUUUUUAAGCCGCGUUUUUUGAGGACGACCCUCUGCCAAAGGAUUUUUGGUGUUUUCAUCUGAAACAUUGAGCACACAGUGAUCUACAGACAUUUGGGAUUACCCUCUGAUCCACUCGUAUUUUUGGCAAUUUCUCAAAUCUGUGAAGACUCCAAAUCUCCUCUGCCAGUCCCUUACAUUUCCUUACAAUGUUGUAUGCACACGAGAAAUAUGUAGUAAAUAUAAGGAGAUAUAUAUAUGCUAUUUAAACACUCCUUGGGUCUCUUUGCUAUUUUUGAAAAUCAGAGAUGCACUAACUGUGGAAUGUGAAUGAAAGGGACAUGAGAGAACAAAAAACAAAACAAAAAAAAAAACUUUGUAGAAACCUUCACUUUGCUGUGCAACAAUACACUGCUUUGCGUUUUGGCUUUUCUAAACAAAACUAUGUAUUGGUAAUUGUUUGUAGGUAAUAGUUCACUUAAGAAGCUGUUUGCGGUUUGGGAGCUCAGACCGUUUGGCGGCACAAGCUGGACUUUGUUGCCAUGAAUGAAACAAAAUGUUUCGAGAUUGAGGAAAAAAAAAAAAAAAUUAAGUUAAUCUGCAUUUUAUUUCCUUGAAUGUGUUGUUUAACCUUCAUUAUACAAUAAAUAUUCUAGUGAACUUUUUAUCGAAUGACUAAAAUAUUAUGAUAGAGAUUGUUGUACAAAUUUGUAUUCUGCAUUCACUAAAGUAAAGUUCUUGGCUUUUACUGUGUA
Molecule: messenger RNA, 6597 nt
Organism: Scleropages formosus (Asian bonytongue)
Lineage: Eukaryota; Metazoa; Chordata; Actinopteri; Osteoglossiformes; Osteoglossidae
Product: myocyte-specific enhancer factor 2A-like
Exons: 14
Coding region: 1444-3069 (541 amino acids)
Biological process (GO): cell differentiation; positive regulation of transcription by RNA polymerase II
Molecular function (GO): RNA polymerase II cis-regulatory region sequence-specific DNA binding; histone deacetylase binding; DNA-binding transcription factor activity, RNA polymerase II-specific
Source: RefSeq, a predicted model, not a curated record